Pichia membranifaciens NRRL Y-2026 is the source of this 1212-nucleotide messenger RNA. RefSeq lists its product as hypothetical. Gene Ontology annotation, molecular function: DNA-binding transcription factor activity; transcription cis-regulatory region binding. The record is from RefSeq and is a predicted model, not a curated record. The transcript has 2 exons. Gene Ontology annotation, biological process: positive regulation of transcription by RNA polymerase II. Lineage: Eukaryota; Fungi; Ascomycota; Pichiomycetes; Pichiales; Pichiaceae. Gene Ontology annotation, cellular component: nucleus. The annotation marks the transcript as partial.
GAAAAAAGUUUACUGCAGUACUUUAUUGAUGCUAUAGGUCCAACGUGUAUUUGCUUUCCUACUCCUCCGAGCACGAACUUAUCGAUCAACACCAGCACAUUAACUUCUAGUCAUUCCAAAGCCAACCCCUAUUUACAUCUAAUUGUUCCGCUGGCUUUCCAAUCGCAAGUCGUUAUGGACGCUUUAAUUGCCGCAAGUGCUCAUCAAUUGUUCAUAUUGGGCAAUAGCAAGUAUGAGCAACUUUCAGAUAGGUACUCCGAAAGAACAAUAGAACAGCUUUCCAAUACACUCAGACAAAAACAACGGUCACAGUGCACUGACUGGGACGAUUUUCUAGCGGCAGUAUUAAUGCUAUGUUUCAAAGAAAUUUCUUCAAAUCGUGACUAUAGAUCAUGGGUAUCAUACUUAAAUUGUGCAAAAUUUUUUCUCAAAAAGUUCAACUCCCAGAGAACAUUUAGUCCCCUAUAUAAGUUUUUUGCCAGAUACUUUAUUAUACAUGAGGUGAUUGGAGGAACCGCAUGGCUUCAAAAAAAAGUAGACGGAGACGAAUUUGAUCACUUCGCUCACGAUACUGUAAUCGACCUGGUAUUUGGCUGCUGUCCCUAUUUGAUCACUCUAAUUGAUAAAAUUUCAAAUUUGGGGCGUUGCUACGAAGAUUUGGAGUUAGAACCGAUAAAUACUAGAAAGGAGUUCGAACAUUAUAUUCUCAUACAAAGAAAUGAACUCCAGUCAGAAAUUGAGGGCCUCGAUCAGAGGAUCCAACUUUUCCCAGAGAUUAAUAGCCUGUCUGAAAAUUGCAUCAAAACUAUUGCUGAAAUCAAACGACUGUCAACGUUACUUUAUUUGUUUGCAAGGGUAGAUCUCGAGACAUUGUAUUACAAUAAUGGCCGAGCCACAAACUAUUUCAUAGAGAAAGAGCGGUGUAUGAAUAAAGUCAAAUCCAGGCUUGUAAGUUUAUUCAAAAAUCUCCCUGAAUGUCCGAUGUCAUUAUUAUGGCCUUUAUUCGUUUUGGGUCUCGUUGCUACAACAGAUGAUGACGAGAGAUGGUUUGUUCUAGAUAAACUUGUUUAUUUGCAAAAGGCUAGAGAAUUAGGAAAUGUUAAAACAGCUAAAGAUGUGGUUUUAAAAAUUUGGAAAGAACGUGAUUUGGGACUAAUUUCUUUCAGAUGGAAAGAGAUGAUCAAGGGCAAAACAGAGUCGCUAAGCUUAGCU